AACACACUCUGCUUGACAAUCUGCACAUUUUAAUUUGUCUCUUUGUGGAAUUGGUCAUCGCAAUAUCGGCUCUGGAAAAUUCUUAUUACUGCCUGUCUAGUUCAAAGUAAUUACUAAACUCCGUGUUUAAACAAUGGCUUCAAUUAGUUUGUUGAAUCCCAAAGCUGAAUUUGCCCGUGCCGCAAAUGCCUUGGCCAUAAAUAUCUCGGCAGCCAAGGGUUUGCAAGAUGUCAUGCGAACCAAUUUGGGACCCAAAGGAACAAUGAAAAUGUUGGUUUCCGGCGCUGGCGAUAUAAAAAUCACCAAGGAUGGCAAUGUUCUUUUGCAUGAAAUGCAAAUUCAACAUCCAACUGCCUCUAUGAUAGCCCGUGCCAGUACCGCCCAAGAUGAUUCUACUGGUGAUGGUACUACAUCCACUGUUCUGCUCAUUGGCGAAUUGCUUAAGCAAGCUGAUAUCUUCUUGGCCGAAGGUUUACAUCCUCGCAUUGUCACUGAAGGCUUUGAGAAAGCUCGCGAGCAAGCCUUGGCUGUCUUGGAGACAAUGAAAAUUCCCAUUGAAGUCAAUAAGAAGAAUUUAACUGAAGUUGCUCGUACCAGUCUGAAGACUAAGGUCCAUGCAGCUUUAGCCGAUUUGUUGACCGAUGUUUGUGUUGAUGCCAUUUUGGCCAUUCGUCAAGAUGAGAAACCAGUUGACUUGCACAUGGUGGAAAUUAUGGAAAUGCAACAUAAAACUGCCACAGAUACUUCUCUGAUUAAGGGUUUGGUUAUGGAUCAUGGCUCCAGACAUCCUGAUAUGCCCAAGCGUUUGGAAAAGGCCUACAUUUUGACUUGCAACGUUUCCAUGGAAUACGAGAAAUCUGAGGUAAACUCUGGUUUCUUCUAUAAAACUGCGGAAGAACGUGAAAAGUUUGUCAAGGCUGAACGUGAAUUUAUUGAUCAAAGAGUCCAGAAAAUCAUCGAAUUGAAACGUAAGGUCUGUGAUGGUACUGACAAGUCAUUUGUGGUCAUCAAUCAAAAGGGUAUUGACCCCAUGUCUUUGGAUGCCUUGGCCAAAGAAGGCAUUAUGGCCUUGCGUCGCGCCAAGCGCCGUAACAUGGAACGUUUGGCUUUGGCCUGUGGUGGUACUGCCAUGAAUUCGGUCGAUGAUUUGGAAGAAUCUCAUUUGGGCUAUGCUGGUGUUGUCUAUGAACAUGUAUUGGGUGAGAACAAGUAUACAUUUGUCGAAGAAUGCAAGAAUCCCCAAUCUGUGACCAUCUUGAUCAAGGGUCCCAACAAACAUACCAUUGUCCAAAUUAAGGAUGCCAUUCGUGAUGGUUUGAGAGCCAUUAACAAUGCCAUUAAUGACAAAUGUGUUGUCCCAGGAGCCAGUGCUUUCGAAGUAAGAGCCUAUAACCAAUUGAUGAAACACAAGGAUACCGUUAAGGGCAAGGUACGCUUGGGCAUACAGGCAUUUGCCGAAGCUCUUUUGGUUAUACCCAAGAAUUUGGCCAUCAAUAGUGGCUAUGAUGCUCAAGAUACCAUAGUUAAGUUAACAGAGGAGGAUCGUCUAAAUCCUGAUCCUGUGGGUCUGGAUCUAUCCACGGGAGAACCCAUGAAACCUGUAGAUCUGGGCGUAUACGACAAUUACAUAGUUAAGAAACAAACAUUGAAUUCCUGUUCGGUAAUUGCCAGUAAUCUCUUGCUGGUCGAUGAGGUUAUGCGCGCCGGCAUGACUAGUCUAAAGGGUUAAUACUCAGAGAUCACCCAAAACAUUUGAGAUGAAAUAUAUACCACCCGCUUAUCUAACAUUUAAUGUA
This is a messenger RNA of Stomoxys calcitrans (stable fly), 1796 nucleotides long. RefSeq names its product T-complex protein 1 subunit zeta (gene CCT6). Gene Ontology annotation, biological process: protein folding. Gene Ontology annotation, cellular component: chaperonin-containing T-complex. Bases 134 to 1729 code for a protein of 531 amino acids. The transcript is spliced from 2 exons. Gene Ontology annotation, molecular function: ATP binding; ATP-dependent protein folding chaperone; ATP hydrolysis activity. The record is from RefSeq and is a predicted model, not a curated record. NCBI's taxonomy places the organism in Eukaryota, Metazoa, Arthropoda, Insecta, Diptera, Muscidae.